AUGGCAGCAUUACAAAGCGGACUUACCCCAGCGGUGCUUAAAAAGUAUAAGUUUGUAUUUCUAGGAGAUAUAGCAGUAGGGAAGACUUCAAUUAUUAAUCAAUUUAUGUAUGGAACGUUUGACCAAACCCAUCAAGCCACAAUAGGAAUUGAUUUUCUAUCAAAAACCAUGUACCUGGACGACCGAACCAUCCGUCUACAACUCUGAGACACAGCUGGCCAAGAACGGUUCCGGUCCUUGAUACCAAAUUACAUUAGGGACUGCUCAGUCGCCAUCAUUGUUUUCGAUAUCUCCCAGCGCUCAAGCUUUAACAGUCUUGAAAAAUGGGUCCAAGAUGUAAGAAACGAAAGAGGCGGAGACGUCGUGAUUAUGGUUGCAGGCAAUAAAAUUGACUUGGUUGAAAAAAGGACUGUUUCUCCUGAAGACUGUGAAGCCAAAGCAAGAGAAUUAAACGUUCAAUACAUGGAAGUCAGCGCUAAAACAGGUGCAAAUAUAAAACAGCUGUUUAAAGCCCUUGCGCAAGAACUUCCUUUGGCCCAAGAAACGUCGCUUGCAAAUCCUCCUGAAUCAAGCACUGGAAGAGUCAAGCUUUCUGAACAGCCGCAGCCUCAACAGAAAACAAAGGAAGGGAAGUGUUGCUAG
Molecule: messenger RNA, 642 nt
Organism: Blepharisma stoltei
Lineage: Eukaryota; Ciliophora; Heterotrichea; Heterotrichida; Blepharismidae
Source: the annotation of a GenBank genome assembly